Rhodotorula graminis WP1 is the source of this 2700-nucleotide messenger RNA. RefSeq lists its product as uncharacterized. The coding region runs from base 1 to 2574 and encodes 857 amino acids. The transcript has 9 exons. The record is from RefSeq and is a predicted model, not a curated record. Lineage: Eukaryota; Fungi; Basidiomycota; Microbotryomycetes; Sporidiobolales; Sporidiobolaceae.
AUGCUCGCGCCCGCUCUGCUAGCUCUCGCGCUCGCACGACUCGCCACGGCCUACCCCGACGCCGCCGACCUCGCACCAACCACCGCCAACUCGACCCUGCCCGCCGUCUGCACCGCCGACCUGUGCCUCCAGGGCGACAACUCGCUCGCCGCGGGCGUCGUCGUGAGCGGCAUGGUCAACGGCUCGACCCAGCGCGUGACGCUCCUCCCCGGGUCCUACACCUCGACCUCGCUCGCGGCGAGCAACGCGUCGUCGUCGGUCCUGUCCGUCCUCGACAACAAGGCCGUCGUCAACGCGACCGAGGGCUUCGCCUCGAGCGGGUCCCUCGCGUCGUCCCUCGCCGUCUCGCUCGAGGCCGGCCUCACCGCCUACACCUCGCCGCUCUACCAAGGCGCGCCCUCGCACCUCGCUUUCCCCUCCUCCGCCCUCGCCUCCAACUCGACCUCGUACCCCUCCUCGGCCGAGUCGCUCCUCCUCACGUCCAACACCUGGGCCGUCGUCCAGCUCGCCAACGACCGCUCGUCGCGCCUCGUCGUGUGGGACUCGGUCCCGGACGUCGGCCAGCUCGACGGCGGGACCGGCAGCGGCGCCGGCGGGACGUGCACGGGCAACGGGACGUGCGCGUGCUUGGACGGGUUUGCUGGGCCGACGUGCGGCGACUGUGAGGCGGGCUUGUUCGGCAAGGCGUGCGACGCGGCGUGUCCGGCCGGGUGCGCCAACUGCGACGACGGCAUCACUGGCACCGGCCUGUGCCUAGACCCGCCCAUCUCGAACGUGACGCUCCCGAGUGCGUGCAACUGCGCCAACGGCAUCUGCGCGACCAACUCGACGAGCGCGACGUGCGAGUGCAGCGCCGGGUGGACUCGCGCCUCGAACGGGACGCAGUGCGCGGCGUGCGCGACGGGCUACUACCUGAGCUCGGCAGGUGACUGCGUCGCCUGCGACCCUUCCUGUGCCUCGUGCUCCUCGCCGUCCGGCACCUGCCUCACCUGUCAAGCCGGGCUGCAGCCGCUCGCGUCCGACGGCACCAAGUGCACGACGGCGACAUCCGCCUCGACCAACGGCACGUUCGUCACGUGCGCCUCGCGCACCUUCUGGGACUCGACCUCCGCGUCGUGCGUCGACUGCAACCCGCUGUGCGAGUCGUGCUUCAAGGCCGGCACCGACGGCUGCCUGUCGUGCCGGAGCCCGAACGUGCUCCUGCCCGGCGGGGCGUGCGUCGCCGUCGAUUCCAAGACGGGCGUGUGCGACGGCACGGCAGGCGCCAACGGCACGAGCGUCGCGAGCGGGUGGGUGUACGACAACACCAAGCGCGUCUGCGACGCUCUUCCCGCCAAGUGCGCCGCAGGCGGCAUCGACAACUUCAACUCGGCCGCGAGCAGGUCGAGCCUCAAGUGCUCGCGCUGCCUGCCUGGGAGCUACCUCGUCGACGGCGCGUGCGUCGACGAGUGCCCGGCUGGGACGCUCGUCUCGGGCGAGGGUUUGAGCUGCGCGGCCUGCGACUCGUCGUGCGCGACGUGUUCGCUGUCGACCUCGCACUGCACCUCGUGCGCCUCGACCUCGGCCCUCAUCCUCAACGGCACCUGCAUCUCGGGCUCGUCCUGUCCGGCCGGCUACUUCGCGCCUGCCUCCAACACGUCGACCUGCCUCGCGUGCCACCCGGACUGCGCCACCUGUUCCUCAAGCUCGACGACCUGCCUCACGUGCCCGCCCUCUCGGCCGGUCCUCACCCCGUCCGGCUCGUGCGUCGCGACGUGCGCCUCGAGCGAGCACUUCGACACGGCCAAGUCGAGCUGCGUCGCGUGCUCGUCGACGUGCGCGACGUGCUCCGGGUCCGGGUCCGGCGCGUGCAUGUCGUGCCCGGCGGGCGAGCGCCUCAAGGCCGGCUCGUGCAGCAAGCCGAGGGACGCGUGCGCCGUCAUUGCCGGGUUCGGCGUCUGCCUCGAGGACCUCGUCACGGUCGCGGCCGAGUCGGCGGCGAGCGAGACGCCCGCAGCGCGAUGGAAGAUGCCCUGGUGGCUCAUCCUAGUCAUCGUCCUCGUCCUCGUCGCCGUCGUCGGCGUCGGCGUGUGGUUCUUCCGCCGCAGCGAGCAGAAGCGGCGGCGAGCGCACACGGCGCGGUUCGCCAAGGACCUCGGCGACAAAGAGGUCGACAAGAAGCUCGCCGCGCUACCCCUCUCGGUCGCCUAUCCUCCCAUUCCUCGCGCGUCGUCGCCGACGCCCUCCCACGUCAUCCCGAUCCCUCCCCUCUCCCCCUCUGGCCGCGACGCCUCUCACGACAUCCCUCUCACGCCUCGAGCCGUCCCCGCCGCGUCGCACCACUUUGUCCUCGAGGACCCCUCGUCGCCCGUCUCGUCCUACGCGCCAAGCUCCCCUCGAGCGCCGCCGGCCCGCCCAGCACGGCCCGACGACUCGCGGUGGAGCCUGAGCUCGUACGGCUCGCGCAUCGCGCCGGCGCGACGAGUCGAGCCGCAGCAGACGGGCGCGUCCGAGUACUCGCAGCGGACGUUCGUCACCCAGGCCGGCAACACGCUCACGAUCCAGAGCCGGAACCCGUUCCUCGGGCGCAUGUGACGGAGCGAGCGAGGGAGCGGCGGCGGGACGAUGGCCUUGUAGCGCACCCCCCUUUUCUUCCUUCCUGUACUUCUCUCGUCGCUCUCUCUCUCUCUCUAUUGCACUGCAGAACAGACCGUUGCACGA